Messenger RNA from Metschnikowia bicuspidata var. bicuspidata NRRL YB-4993, 2409 nucleotides. RefSeq names its product ubiquitin-binding SDF ubiquitin ligase complex subunit. Bases 338 to 2254 code for a protein of 638 amino acids. The record is from RefSeq and is a predicted model, not a curated record. The transcript has a single exon. NCBI's taxonomy places the organism in Eukaryota, Fungi, Ascomycota, Pichiomycetes, Serinales, Metschnikowiaceae. Gene Ontology annotation, molecular function: protein binding.
AAAAGUUAAAAUAAAAAAUAACACCCUGGAGCCACACUUCGCACUUUUCUCCUGGACCAUAUCUAUAACACACCACAGAAGACGUCUGAAAACACAUCAUACAACAGGCUAUUAGUCAAACAUCUUGAAAUUCUCAAAGGUUGGACCAGACAUUCCCGACUGACUUUUUUUUUUUUCGUUGAAUCAAUAGUGUGGAUCUGCUAUUUUUAAGCAUACCCGCUGAGGCACCAUCACACAGAAGAACAAGUGUGGAAGGCCCACCCAAAGCAUAAACACCUCCUGUUUCAGAAAUCAUAUCAGUCAGCUGCAUCCAGAUUUUUAUUAUCCGUAAUCAAGAAUGGAUCAGGUUUCAUGCUGUGUGCCUCGCCAGAAACCAGACGAAAAGUCCCUGCCACGUCAGCCAGAGGGUCCUCAACACACCCCUCUGCCGACAGAAUUCUGGUGUGAGCAUAGCCCUGAAACACAGAACGAAAUUCCGACCCAGCCGCCCACAAAAAGAAGCAGUAGCGCAUUAGAAGCAGAAAAUCCAGCUCUGCGGCAGGGCCAAAACGAGUCGGUCGUCACCCCAUUUCUCUUGGAACAUAUCGAUGACCAGUCGAACAUCCCGAAGGACAACAUCCACAAGUUCUGCUACCGCCACAACCCCGACAUUGCGUGCAACAAACAGGCGGAUGUGGUGAAGAUGGAAAGCAUCCAGUCGUGCCUCGAGCUGUUGCCGCCCAGAGACCGCGAGGCCAUCAGCCAUGUCUGGCUGAUAUUCUCUGCCGCGCCGCAUCCCCAGCGAGCACUCAUGUUGAAAGGGCUAGUGAGCCAGUGCUGUUUCCCCCAGCUCUCGACGAUAUCGCAGGAAAUCAACCAGCUCAUUCGAAUCGAUUUCAUUGCAACUUUGCCGGUGGAGAUCUCGCUCAAAAUCCUCUGCUACCUCGACUGCAAGUCCCUCUGCGAAGCGGCACAGGUGUCCCGCAAAUGGAAGGAGUUGGCGGAUGAUGACCGCGUGUGGCAUCACAUGUGCGAGCAGCACAUUGACCGCAAAUGCCCGAACUGUGGCUGGGGCCUUCCUCUCAUGCACAUGAGGAGAGCCCGAGAACGUCUUCAGGGCACGGAACAUGACCCAAAAAGGCGGAAGGGAGAUGCCGCUACUAUUGUCAAGAAAAGACCAUGGAAGAGUGUCUACAGCGAGCGCUACCAACUCGAGAAAAACUGGCGCAAGGGAACUUACAAGAUCACAGAGUUCAUUGGGCACACAGAUGGCAUCACGUGUCUUCAAUUCAACACCAAAAUCCUCAUUCUGGGACUGUAUGACUCGGCUGUUCGCGUGUGGAAUAUCGACACCGGUGAAUGCAUACGAACGCUCAUGGGCCAUUCCACCGGCGUGCGCUCUCUUUCUUUUGACUGCCAUAAGUUGAUCACUGGCGGUUACGAUUCAACCAUCAAGGUGUGGAACUAUCGUACGGGCGAGUGCAUUUCAACUUACAGGGGCCAUGAAAAUACAGUGUGCAGCGUGGACUCCCUGAACCGCACAAUUGUCUCAGGCUCUGCUGACUCCACCGUCAAAGUGUGGCAUGUCGAUACGAGGACCUGCUAUACCUUAAGAGGCCACACCGAAUGUGUCAACUCGGUCAAGUACCAUGAGCCGUCAAACACUGUUUUUAGUGCUUCCGAUGACACUACCGUCAGAAUGUGGGAUCUCAAUACGAACCUGUGCAUUCGCGUCUUUGGGGGUCUUGGAAACAAAGGUCAUGUUGGGCAGAUCGAAACUGUGAUCCCCUUCGUAUACAAGUUCGAUGACUUGGUCGUGGAUAAGCUUGAAAGUGACGCGGAGGAGGCUCUUAGUCUCACACAGCAACAAUACGAACACCAGCAGCAAAUACAGCAGCAGCAGACUGAACAGGAACUGCGAACCCUGUCCCUGAGCACGGCGCUCACAACACCUGAAUUUGUAGAGAAUCCCGACUACCCAACCCACUUGCUCACCUCCUCGUUGGAUAAUACUAUUAAGCUUUGGGACGUCAAGACAGGGAAGUGCAUCAGGACCCAGUUCGGACAUAUUGAGGGUGUUUGGUCAAUCAGCGCUGACACUUUCAGAAUUGUCAGUGGCGCACACGACAAGUUGAUAAAGGUGUGGGAUUUGCAGAAUGGGAAAUGCUUGCAUACUUUCGGAAACGACAGCAGUGUCAUCAGUGUGGCAUUGUCAAGUAAUCGUUUCGUGGCUGGCUUGGAGAAUGGUAAGAUUAAGAUGUACAAUUUCGAAUGAGCAGAAGACUUCGCUGCCAAGAUUUGGAUAUCACAGGGUACUACAAGAGCUUCUCGGUCUGCUUCACUCUUUUUAUUAGCGAGACUUACUAUUUAUAUACUGGAAUUUUAGGAUUGGAUUAGAAAUGUUGAUCUCUUUCACUUUCGAUUACUCGG